Molecule: messenger RNA, 1323 nt
Organism: Nicrophorus vespilloides
Lineage: Eukaryota; Metazoa; Arthropoda; Insecta; Coleoptera; Silphidae
Gene: CBP
Product: sarcoplasmic calcium-binding protein
Exons: 5
Coding region: 292-1077 (261 amino acids)
Molecular function (GO): calcium ion binding
Source: RefSeq, a predicted model, not a curated record
AGGUGAUGCUGUAUGUACGUGAGCUUUAACAUUUAUCAAAAUAAGAGACGUGUUUUGAGGAUCAUCGUCGUAUUGAUAAACCGUCCUAUUUGAGGUCAAUUUAAGGUCGUUUCUCUGGUCGGAGGACUUAAGCCGUGCGUGUAUCAGACGAAGAGGAGUGGAAGAUUGGAGAAGGCAGACACGAUAACUGGAAGUGCAUCGGCCGCAAAGGCUCAACAAGUCGUCGGAUCGUUGCGCAGCCAGCACUGAAUACACCAGAACCAGUACUUCGUGAUCAGUGUUAAAGCAAAGAUGUUCUCUUCAUUUCUACGCAGAGGGGUGUCCGCGGCCUUCGGAGGGAUUAGGACCAAAGAGUCGGCAGCUGUUGAGUGUCUCCUGAAGACCAACAAACAAUUUUCGACCGUCUGCAAAUGCACCGCUUCUGCAGCCCACGUCGAUCUUCAAGCAGUCCGAGGUUACGCGAAACACGCGAAAACCGAACAGAAGUAUGAGGAUUUCUCUUCGUCCGAUAGCGACUUGGAGGUUCUGGGUCACAGGGGAGAAUCGCAGUUUUGGCGCAGAAAGAUGCGCACUUUCCACGGAAUUCUGGACGUGAACAAGGACGGAGUCAUCUCCUACGAUGACUUCCAACUGCUUGCAGACAGAUUCGUAAACUUGGGACAUCUCAGCGAGAAGCACACCAAGGAAUUCAGAAAAGUCAUCAAAAAUAUAUGGGAAGCACAAUGGGGCGAAAUAACACCGUACAAUCUGGUCACAGUCGAACAAUACCUCGACGAUAUGCAUCACGUCUUGAACGAUAAAAGCAGGAUCAAGAAGGCCCACGCCUUUUUACCCUACCUUUUCAAAGCUGUGGAUAAGGACAGCUCCGGUGAGAUUUCCGUGGAAGAAUUCAAGUUGUUCUUCAAUAGUUUAGGUCUGAAGGAGACGGAUGCAUCCGUAGCUUUCUUAUCCAUCGACGGUAACUGCGACGGACGCAUCAGCAUCAAAGAGUUCGUGAAUCACGGACGCGAUUUCUUCUUGACCGAAGACGAGGAGAGGAUCAGCAAGUACUUUUGGGGACCGCUCGUCGAUCACUGAAGCUCACGCUCUUAAAGCAUCGAAAGUUGAAUUCGGGAUCAAAGGAGAAAACAUGUAUAUUCUAUUUUUAAAUAUUACAUUAAGUUUUUUUUUUUAAAUGUACACUUUUAUAUUUAGUUUUUAAUUCUUUGUGAUUAGAGGAGAAAAAAAAAACGCUAUUUUUUUUUCACUCAUUACCAUAACGCCUUAAAGGAGUGCUAAUUUUUGGAUUGUAGCAAUUGUUGUAAUAAAGAAAAAAAAAACUUA